Molecule: messenger RNA, 2970 nt
Organism: Symbiodinium natans
Lineage: Eukaryota; Dinophyceae; Suessiales; Symbiodiniaceae
Source: the annotation of a GenBank genome assembly
AUGCCGUCGCGAAGCCGCCCCUUCUACUUCACACUCUACUCGAAGACCGGGGAGAAGAUUCCAGUUGCCAUCAAUGGCGAGCCGGCGCAGAUUGAUGCCCCGGGCUUCACAGGCUUGUGCCACAUCGUCCACGAAACGGGCAGCGAGACGGGGCUUGCGAAAGUGGAGCGAUCGAGGAAUCGAGGACUCAUUGUCCAGAUGCAGGGGAAGUUUGCGGAGACGGCCACACUAGGCGAAGAGAACUCCACCAACAUUUGGCUGGGCGGAACCCUCGGGUCAGCGCUGAACCUGGGUUGGGUCAUGCGAAACGUGGUGUCCUUGGGCUCCAAGUUUGCGAACAAGAAGACAGGAGGCCGAUUUUACAUCGACCUCGGCAACGAGAAGGCGCCCUGUCAGAUGGGUUUCCAUUUGCGGGCUUUGUUCCGUGUCCUAGCCACUCCGGAGGGAGAGGAGGCACCCAGACUGGGAAGCCCAGAACUGGAUGAUCUCCCGUAUGGCGGCCCCGGGCUCAUCGAGGUGGACACCAGCAAGACUUACACUCUCUACUGGAAGAUUCCAUACCUGGAUCUCUGUACUUGGGAGCUGCUGAAGGUGCCGGCGAUCAGUCCACUGCCGCUGGAGAAUGUGCUGGGAGAUCUUUCCACAACCAGGCUGUUCAUGUAUGACUUGGGCAAGUGCGGCGCCAAGCACCCAGACUUCGAGAAGUGCAUCCUCCUCGAGGCGACUUUCGAGCGAGGGGCCGAAGGCGACGAAUUCUACGACCCGAGGACAGCCAAGGUCGCAGCUGCUGCCAUCACGCAGCUGCCAACAGUGCUGAAUGCCUCUCCCAGCAGUCCGAAGAAGGAGAUCGCUCUGCCUCAUGAAGUGAGCAUCGCAGAUUCGCUUCAGGAAUUGGCCGAAGAUCUCAGCGAAGAGAACCAGCUGUUGCGCGACAUGUUCGCCCAGACGCUGCAGGAGCUACCCUGCUGGCAAGGCUUCGAGUCGCUACGCAGUGUGGAUUUCCGCGUGCCCUUCUACAUCGAGGCCAUCAGCCGUUUCCGAAAGCAGGAGGUGCGCAGCUGGUACAUCGUACGAGCUGAAGCUCCUGCUUCCGACCAGUUUUAUUGGCAAGCCCGUGAUGCUGAAGAGCUCGCUGUCCUUUGCCACCCGAAGCGGAGACUGUCCCGGUUCAUUCGGGGUGCAGCUCCGAGGAACUACCGCUGUUGCUCUGUCAAGACACUGGAGCAGUUCCGCAUCAUUGUGGGCGACCACCUUGCAAAGGACAGCAAACUGCGAAGCGCCGUGCUUCAAGCGGCCAAUGCACCGCCUGACAGCCCCAAGAGCCUUUCACGCCUGAUGCAACCCCCACCUCGCUUCUUUGAAGCAGAUGGAGCAAUGUGUGGCCUUGCCUUUGCGCAGGCAGCGCAGGAGCAGACCGGCACGAAGAAGGAGGCCCUUGUUGGGGCAGUCCACUUCGAGGGCCGGAUUUGUGAAGAGCUGUUGCGCUUGAGCUCCAACAACACUGUUCGCUGCUUUAGCCCCUACGACUGUGAUCAGCCUCGAGUCCUCUUCCAUGCCAAGGAAAUCUUGCAGGUGGAGGCCCUGCCUCAGAAGCUCCUAAACCGCUUUCACCUCUUCGAGGUGCAGACCAAUUUGCGGGUCUAUGUUUUCUGCUGCGCGGGUGCGUCAGCUCGUGAUGAAUGGGUUGCAGCCCUGAUGGAGGCCUCGCGCUCUCAAGGAUCCGGCGGUGGCCCAGCUGCCGACCCCGCCUCCCCGAAGUCGGCGGUGCACAGCAUAGCCAGCGCGAAGAAGGCGGCCGGUAAGCUGAGCAAGGCCAGGGCCAAUGAGAUCCCGAGCCGGCUCUGGCCGCUGCUGGACGUGACGGGUGCCCGGCGCUGGGCCGAUGUCCGCUAUGUUUUGAACGACAGGCUGCUGACGAGUGCACCACCCCAACCUCUCGCCUCAGACGCAGCGGGCCACUUGCUGGAGCAGGCCCUGGCUUUGGGGACGGAGCCCUCGCAACAAAGCCUGACAACCUACCUGGACAGCACCUGCAUGCUGAAGACCGUGAGGUUUACCCUCUGGAGCCAGUCGGAGUUGAAGGCUUUCUGGCUCAACGUCUACCACUGCCUCCUGCUACACGGCCUGCUGGUCCUCCCUGCCCCUGACACCCAGGAGAAGUGGACAGCCUUCCGGCAGCGCGCCAGCUACCUGGUUGGCCUGAGACCGGUGAGCCUGGCUGAUAUUGAGGCGGAGAUCUUCCGGCUGCCGAAAGAAAGCGUGGCUCCGCCACAGGAGGUGGGGGCGAUAAACCCCGGUGGCUGCUGUGGCUUGUUCGUCGGCAAGGCAACCGUGAAGGCACCAGACACCAUCAAACAGGCAGCUGACCCUGUUGAGCCAUCUCAGAACAGCCGCAUGCUUGUGGAGUCUGGCGAGAACACCGACACCUCUCCCGUGGACCCGGUGAAUGCAUGUUUGUACCUCGAUGUGGCGGAAGCCUGGGAAGCUCCAAGUGCGGAUCCCAGGCUCGAGCUCGGAUUGGCCCUGGGAUCUAGCAGCUGCAGCAUUCCAGUUUUCCGGGCUGCCAACCUGGAUUCUCAGCUGGAUGAGGCCGCACGCCUCUUCGUGCAGGCGCACGUGGAGACAGAGGCCAAUGAGGGUGAGCUCGGCACCGUGUCUUUGCCAGCGAAGUGCCGGGCUCUCAAGCGUCACUUCAAGGAUGACAAGGAGCUUCUUCACUUCUUGUGGAAGUUCCAGUCUUCGAUGGCGCUUCCACUGCCGGACAAGCCGGUGCAGGUGAAAUACAGAGCGCUGGGAUGGCUCUCCUCCAGGGCCAAGGUCUCACGAGCCACCAUGGAGUCAGAGACGCCAAGGUCCCUUUCGAUCGCUGAAAGCGGUGCCAGGGACGCUCACGUCGAGCUUUUAAGCAAGGGAUAUGGCUCAGCCAUCCCCGGUGAUCAGCUAGAGACGCUGAAUGUUAUCUCCUUGUGA